Molecule: messenger RNA, 1809 nt
Organism: Clunio marinus
Lineage: Eukaryota; Metazoa; Arthropoda; Insecta; Diptera; Chironomidae
Source: the annotation of a GenBank genome assembly
AUGAAAUCAGAAUUCAGUCAUUUGUGGAGUGUGAAGAGACUACCAAAGACUGCAAGUGCAACCAUUAUUUAUCAAGAUGUUUUAGCAAGCAGAAAACUUUUAGCAAUUUCAGUUCAUGAAAUUAUCAACAAAGUUUUCCCCAAACAUGGAACAUCGAAUGAUUUGUUUUAUUCUAUCAAUGAUUUCAUAAUAAAAGAUUUCAUUGAAGAACUUUUUGCUAUUCACCCACGUCUAAUAUUUCGACAUGGAAAUUUCACAUUUCUUCCGAAGGAUCUCACAAGAUGCGUCGUUCUUGUGAUAAAAUCUUUCAACGAGUUUUUGGAGUUUUAUUCUUCAAUACCGUCGACAAGUAUUAAAUCGAAUGGAUUUUAUCUCAUUGUGUUUGUAAACGGAAGGAUUAAAGAAAUUGGAGAAAUCUUUAAAAUUCUUUGGAAAAUUGACUUCUUCAAUGUGAACGUCAUGUUUGCCGAUAAAGAUGAGCUCAUUAAAGUGGAAACUUUCAUUCCAUUUACUGAAGGCAAUUGCAAUAACACAACACCAAAGUUAAUUAAUGAAUUUGUUAAUGGAACAUUCAAUCAAGGCAUUGACGAAUUCUUUCCAAAAAAAUUCAAGGAUUUAAAAGGUUGUUUCUUGCGGUUUACGUUGCCAAAUGAUUCCGAGCCAUUCAUAAUUCCAAAAGUUUUUAUUAAUGGAACUUACAACACAUUUGAAGGCUCCGAAAUGAUGCUUGGAAAAGUUUUGGCUGAAGCUUUAAACUUUCAAAUUAAUAUCACAUAUGCUGGGUUUUUUGGAUAUGUUUUAGACAACGGAACUGCUGUUGGACCUUUAAAGGAACUUCUUGAGGGAAGAGCUGAUAUUACUGUAGGUGCUUGGUGGCUUAAACUAAACAGGAUAAAAGUCUUAGACAUGACUUCUUCACAUAUGAGUGAAACGUUGAUUAUAAUCAUUCCACCAGGACAACAAUUAACUCCGUUUGAAAAGUUAAUCUUUCCAUUCACCUUACCAUCAUGGAUACUUAUAAUCGUCAGUUACUUCUGUGGUUUCAUGGUUGUCAUCUUAGCUAAAUUUCGAAAUAAAUCAGUCAGAAAUUUUAUAGUCGGAAGUAAUAUUAAAAAUCCUGUUUUAAACUUCUAUGCUGCUUGUUUAGGUGUAUCAAAUCACGUUUUACCCAAAAGAAAUUUUGCGAGAUUUUACCUUAUGAUGUUUAUGAUUUCUUCUUUAAUCAUUCGAACUUUGUACGAAGCUUCGUUUUUCCUUCUCAUACAUUCCAACAAACACCAUAAAGAAAUGCAAUCGAUUGACGAAUUAAUCGCUGAAGAUUAUCAUUUUUAUAUGCGAACUGGAACAUUUGAUUUCGCGAAAACAAUGAAGAAGCUUGAAGGCAGGAGUUCAAUUUCUGAAUACGAACAUGAAGAAGAAUCGAUUAAAAGAAUUCGAGAAGAUCCAAACUUUAAAGGAGUUUUCAUCCACAGUCAGAUUGAAGUUCUUUAUAAAUACAAGAAAAGACCAAGUGAAGCUCAACCAACGUUUUGUAAAGAACUUUUCCUCUCAAACUUACCAACUGUAGCUUACACCAGAAAGAAUUUCUUUCUUAUCGAUUCAUUAAAUGAGAAAAUUGAGCUUUUGGGUGCUGCGGGAAUAAUUUAUUACUGGAAUCGUGAAACUAAAAAGAAUCCAAUGGAAAAUGCCGAAGUUAACGUAGCUUUGAACAUUUAUCAUUUUCUUGGAUGUUUUCAAUUGCUGUUAUUUGGAUUUCUUUUGAGUUUCUUAACAUUUCUUAAAGAAAAAUUUACAAAUAGAUGCAAAUAG